This is a messenger RNA of Darwinula stevensoni, 2682 nucleotides long. The record is from the annotation of a GenBank genome assembly. NCBI's taxonomy places the organism in Eukaryota, Metazoa, Arthropoda, Ostracoda, Podocopida, Darwinulidae.
AUGAGUCUGUGUGACUCUCCUCAGUGGAAUUACCAUAGAGGGCAACUUCCCGAAUGGGAGGUUCUGGAUUUAUCGUAUGAGAGAUGUUCCUAUAGGUUCUCCCAUGUUCCAGCCUUCAAGAGCGACAGCCUAGAAGUACUCGUUCUCUAUGACAAUCACAUCACGGGGGUGAAGUUCGAAGGAUCGGCGACUCCCAAAUUGAGGGAACUCUACAUCGAAAAAACUUGGUUGGCCUUCUUCCCGACCAUCAAGAGCGACAACCUAGAAAUACUCAAUCUCGGUAACAAUCGGAUCAGGACUGUGAAGUCCGACUUACGAGCGAUUCCCAAAUUGAGGGAACUUCAUCUCCAAAAAAACAUGUUGACCUUUGUCCCGGCUUGCAAGAGCGAGAGCCUAGAAGUACUCGAUUUGAAUGACAAUCGCAUCAACAGAAUAGAGUUCGACGGAUGGGCCACUCCAAAAUUGAGACAACUCCUUCUCAAUAACAAUUUUUUAACUUCUCUCCUAGACUACAAUAGCGCAAGCCUGGUUGCCGGAUUUCCAGCUUCCAAUUUCAAGGAAAGGAAUAGUCUUGGGCCGCACACGAAGGUGUACCUUCGUAAUAACUCUAUAUCUACACUUGACAGGGGGAUCCUUCAACGGAUCAUGAUGGACAUUUCCCGAGGAGAUGGUUUUCUCCACCUAGAAUACAAUCCCAUCAAGUGUGACUGUGGUUUAGCCUGUUCCCAAGAUGAAACAGAAUGCAUUCAAGUUGGAAAAUACCUCAUUGGAACUAAAGUGAACUACAUCUGUGAUGGCUAUUAUAUUCUAAGGGGUCCACGAGUUCGGACAUGCGGAGUGAAUGGAGAAUGGACAGGCCCUGACCCGUUCUGUGAACCUGAGUGUGGCCGAAUGGAAAAACUGGUUGCAUCGCCUCAGAAAUUGAUUCGUGGAGGGGAGGAAGCAGCACUUGGGGCGUGGCCUUGGCAAGCUGCCAUCUAUGAUGUGCAGUUCAAGGAUGUCAUUUGUGGAGGUGCUCUGAUUGGAAAACAAUGGGUUCUCACGGCGGCACAUUGCGUCAUGGACCCAGAAAAUGCAUCUGCAGUUCAAGAUGUGAACAAUUUCUUCGUCUAUCUCGGCAUGCACUAUCGAGAUGUGUCCAUGGACGAUGAAGUCGUGCAAAAGAUGAAGGUGACCCAGAUCAUCCCGAAGGCCGAAUACACAGGCUGGGAAUCGGACAUCGCCCUGAUAAAACUCGACGAUUCGGCUAAUCUAACGGAAAGGGUUCAGUUGAUUUGUCUGCCUUCCAAUGAGAACCUGUCUGAUGAAUUUUUAGAUGGUGCUCAAGAUGAAUUUGGCCGUCCUGACCGAGGAUGGGUGGCAGGUUGGGGAAAAGACGUCUCAAAUCAAGCAACGGACGUCUUGACACAGGUGCAACUGGAAGUCAUACCAAAACCUGAGUGCCGAAGGGAAAUCAACGUAAAGUCAGACAAGCACCCCACUUCCAUCACCACCAACACGUUUUGUGCAGGAAAACGUUACAAUGCUUCCUCAUUGGUGCAUGAGGAUGCGAAAGAAUACAAGACGGUGUGUCCAGGGGAUUCGGGGAGUCCCAUGGUCUUCGCCUCUCAUAGCCUUCUGAAAAGCCAAUGGGUGGUCGAAGGAAUCGUCAGUCAUAUCUAUACGAAGUCAGGACGGGAUUGCUCCAAUUAUGAGCCUGGCGAGUAUGGUGUAUUCGCUCGAGUUAAUAACCCCAGCACUCCUCCAUCUGCAGCUAUAGCUACAGCUCGAAAACAGCCGGCACCUGCACCUGCAUCUGCUCACCCAAGAAAACAGCCUACCCCAAUUGCUCCCAUCCUCUAUGCACCAGACAUCUCGACAGGACCAUUUUCGAGCCUUUUCAACCCUCGUGCGUGGGACCGUAUACCUCCCACUAGCUUACAGCCACGCAACAAUGGGCCAGCACUUCAGCCAAGCCCGCCUGCCUCCCAGCCUGUAGACAUCACUAGCUUGUCUACAGAUAAUGUUUCCCUGCAGAAGCAGUCUGGGGCAGAUCUCGGCAGCGAUCACCUCCCAAUUCAUGUCACGCUCGACAUCUGUGCCCCCUCUCGAUCCAACUUUGUGAGGGAGGUAUACGACUUUAAAAAUGCGGACUGGGGGGAAUUUCACGAAAUCCAAGAUUCACUCCUCCCAGAUACGCUGGCCCUAGAAACUCCCUCACUCCUAGACGACUCUGCAACCAUCGUAGCAGAAGCGAUUUUUAUCGCACAAGACCUGGCCGUCCCCAAGGUCGCUCGUCGCCUUGGACGUCUUUACUCCAUCUCUACUGCUACACUCAAGAAGAUCCGUGAACGCCGAGGUCUUCGUCGAAUCUACCACCGUCACGGUUACCCCGAACUCAGGACCAUCAUCAAUGGCCUUAACAAGGAAAUAAAGGAGUUACUUGCCCUUGAUCAGGAAACUUACUGGGAUACAUAUUGCUCCAACCUAAAUCAGGAGACAGAUCCCAAAGACUUUUGGAAACUCUUCCAACGCGUCGGCAAACCCUCAUCAGCUACCACCAAACCACCGAAGAUCGGAACAAGAGUCGUCAUCACUGAUGAAGGCAAAGCGGAAGUCUUUGGCGAAUCGCUAGCUUCUGCCAUGACCACACCUUCCCGCCUUCAAAGUCAACUCUCUCCCAAGGGCCUAUCUACAGGAUGA